Molecule: messenger RNA, 1921 nt
Organism: Syngnathus acus (greater pipefish)
Lineage: Eukaryota; Metazoa; Chordata; Actinopteri; Syngnathiformes; Syngnathidae
Gene: asb15a
Product: ankyrin repeat and SOCS box containing 15a
Exons: 9
Coding region: 1-1761 (586 amino acids)
Biological process (GO): intracellular signal transduction
Molecular function (GO): protein binding
Source: RefSeq, a predicted model, not a curated record
AUGACACUGAGCCAGGCGCUUUGUUCCGAUCGCAGCGAGAUGAACCCGUCGGACGACGAGGACGAGCAGCUCAACGCUUGUGUCAUCCAGCGCGACAUCCUCCACGCCUGCUGCCAGACCUUCAUCAAAUCGCCCGCCAGCUUAUCGGCGAGUACGGAGGAGAACCUGCGAGUGUCGGCCGCCAUCGAGCAAGGGGACCUGUCCACGCUGAGGAAGCUGCCGAGGCGCCCGGCGGCUUUCCGGGAGGCCGACGGCGGCGGCUGGCUGCCUCUCCACCGGGCCGCCUGCCAGCCCAGCCUGGAGGUGCUGCGGACCGCCCUGACACUGGCGGGUGAGCUGAACCUGGACGCCCGGACGGCAGAGGGCGGCGAGACGGCGCUCACCUUGGCCGUCAAAGCCGGCCACGCCCGCCACGUCCGCGCACUACUGGAGAGCGGCGCCCGGCCCGACGUGCUCAACGCCAAGAACGAGUCGCCGCUGCUGCUCGCCGUGCGCGCGUCGUCCUACGAGAUGGCGAGUGCGCUGGUGUCUCGCGGCGCUUGGGUGGAGCAAGUGUGCGGCGAGAAAAGGACGGCGGUGCACGAGGCGGCCCGGACGGGCCACGUGGACGUGCUCAUGCUGCUGCUCCGUAACGGAGGACGCGUCAACCACAGAGACAUCAACGGCGUCACACCGCUCGCCGCCGCCGCCGAGCGAGGCCACGUGGCCACCGUGGAGAUCCUGCUCAACUGCGGCAGCAAGGUCAACUCUCAGGCGUGCAACGGCGAAAGCGUUCUACAGGACGCGGCCGGCUCGGGCAACACGCCUUGCAUUCAGCUGCUGCUGGAGAACGGCGCCGACCCAAACCUGCACAGCGCCACCGGACAUCUGCCCAUACACAAGGCCGCCUACGUCGGACACUACGAGGCGGUGAAGCUGCUGCUGCAGGUGACCAGCAAGCGGCUCCUGAAGGAGGGGGGCCUGAGUCCGGUGCACUCGGCGGCCGAGGGCGGCCAGAGCCGCUGCCUGUCGCUGCUGCUGUCGCGGGGCUUCGACGUCAACUACCGCAUGAGCGGCCGCAACUCGCAGAACUACGGCGACAUGCGGCGGAGCGCCCUCUUUUUCGCCGUGUCCAACGGCGACCGGGAGUGUGCGCGGGUCCUGCUGGCGGCCGGCGCCAAGACCGACCUCGACCCGCUCAGCUGCCUGCUGGUGGCGGUGCGCUCGGGGCGCCACGGCCUGGUGCGCAUGCUGCUGGAGGCCAAGGCCGACGUCAACCGUCACUUUAGCGUGGUGAGCGACACGCUCUUCCCCACCGCGCUGCAGUACUGCCUGAAGGACCCGCCCAUGAUGAGGAUGCUGCUCAACGCCGGCUACAAGGCGGACAGCUGCUUCCGCUGUCACCACCACCAUGACGACGACGACGGGCACCGGCCUGAGGACGACAAGAAGAUACCCUUCUGCGACUUCAUGAGUCUGAGCUGUCUGACGCACUUGGCGGGCCCCGUGGUGCGCACCCUGCUGGACUACGUGGACCGCGUACGCAUCUGCUCCAAACUCACAAGCAUCCUGGAAAAGCAACCAGAGUGGACGCAGAUUUGUAGCCUACUCGGUAGCCCUCGCUCGCUGUCUCAUUUGUGCCGACUGCUGAUCAGGAGACGUUUGACCCUCAAGCGACUGAACAACGGCGAGAUUAUGAACUCGGACGUUUUCCCGCCUCGCCUACGAAGCUUCAUCUUGUACGGCGAACACGAACCCCUCCUGGGGGGAGAGCAAGCGUGAACAAUUUGGUCAAAAGAAAAAUCAGCUUGUGAAUUUGGACAAGCCUCCAUCAUCUUUAUUGUGCUCAACGUUUAACUUGCGUGGUCACGAGGGCAACUUUUAUAGCGACACGUCAGGCUGCGAUCGCAAAGGUCAGAUGGAAGCUCUGUGUGUGUGUCUG